This is a messenger RNA of Emiliania huxleyi CCMP1516, 1776 nucleotides long. RefSeq lists its product as hypothetical. Lineage: Eukaryota; Haptophyta; Isochrysidales; Noelaerhabdaceae. Gene Ontology annotation, molecular function: fatty acid synthase activity. The transcript has a single exon. Gene Ontology annotation, biological process: fatty acid biosynthetic process. The annotation marks the transcript as partial. The record is from RefSeq and is a predicted model, not a curated record.
GCGGCGCCGGUCUCUAUCGGCACGAGCAGCCCGCCGCCGCUCGCCUACGCCCGCCGACGCUACGCGUGGCGCGAAGCGCCCCACCCGCUCCUCCAGCAGCGAGAGGCGGACGCCGAUGGGCGGCAGGCCGACGCCUUCUCCUCGCCAGCCAGCGGGCCCCUCCUCGCCCUCGUCGCCGACCACGUCGUGCGGGGCCGCGUCGUCUUCCCCGCCGCCGCCUACCUCGAGAUGGCUCGCGCGGCGUGCGUCGCCCUCUCUGGCGGCGGAGGCGGAGGCGCGUCGCUGCGGCGCGUCUUCUUCCUGCAGCCGCUCGUGCUGGACGGCGGCCUGAGCGAGGCGCGGGUGAGGGUGGGCGUGUACAAGGAGCAGUUCGAGGUGACCUCCGAGGGAGGCGGCGACGCGUCGACGGCUCACUGCGCCGGCGGCGCAUCGGCCGCGUCGGGCCAUCUCCCUGGCCUCUCGCUCGCCGCGGCUCGCGCCUCGUGCGGCGAGGCGGUCGACGCCGCCUCGCUCUACUCGCUGCUCCGCUCGGUCGGCCUCGAGUACGGCCCUCGGUACCGCACGCUCGAGGUGGCGGCCGUCUCGAGCGCCGGUGCCGCCGUCGGCCGGCUGUGCCGCCGCUCGCGCAAGGAGGGCACUCGCGUCCACCCGGCCGACCUCGACGGCUCGCUGCACCUGUCCUCGCUGCUCGCCUUGACGGCGGAGGGCGAGACGCGGCUGCCCUUCUCUGUGGGCGAGGCGGCGCUGGCGGAUGCGAGCGGCACGGCGUGGCCGGUGGCGGAGCGGGAGGGCGGCGGUGCGGUCGGGGUGGUCGUCGCCAGCGGCGCCGCCUCGGCGGGCGUGCGCCUGGCCGGCUUCGAGUCGCGUGUGCUCAAGGCGUCGCUCGAUGCGUCGGCGCAGCGCGUGCGGCACCUGUACGUCACCGAGUGGGAAGGGAGCGAGACACCUGUCACCGCCACGGCCUCGGUCCUCGUCCUGGGCUCGAGGCGAGGAGAGAGAGGCUUCGAUGAGGCAUCACCGAGCCCAGCAGGCAACACCGAGCGCUUCGGCGGCCUCUCCUUCGCAGCACCAGCGGCGGCGGGCCGGGCAGCCUCUUCGCCACUGACUACUCUCGAAGCAGCCUUGUCACUGCUGCGCGAGCGGCUGGCUUCAACUUCCUCUCCCCGCCUCGUUCUGCUGACCGCCGGCGCGCACGCUCACGGAGCCAGCGCCGCGCCCGGCUCCCACCACGCCGGCUCGCUCGGCCUCGCCCGCACGGCGCGAGCAGAGGGCGCCUCAGACCUGCACCAGGUCGACCUGGCGCCGGCGAGCGCAGCGCACGCGUUCGCCGUCGCAAGCGCUCUACCGCUCGACGAGCCCGACCUCCUCCUUCGCAAGGGGCUGCUUCUCGCGCCUCGACUGCAGCCCUGCACCCAGCCGCCCUCCGCCGAGACCGACGCGCCCACCCUCGGCUCGCACCUCCUCACCGGCGGGCUGGGCGGGCUGGGCCUCGUCACAGCCAGGUGGCUCGCAGAGAGCGGCACUGGUCGGCUCAUCCUCGCGUCUCGCAGCGGCGCCGUCGCCCCUGGCGGAGUGGCUGACCGGCUGCCGCCGCGCUGCACCGUCCUCGCCGCCAACGUGCGAAGCCGCCCAGCCGUCCAGCGUGGCGCGCCUUCUGUGCUGCCCGGCGAGCGGAAAUGGCGAUGCGGCCCCGCUCAUUGGCGGGUGGCACCCGGCGGGCGUGCUGACGAACUCCCGCUCGCGUCCCAGACGGGGGCGAACCUGCAACCCGUGUAA